This is a messenger RNA of Misgurnus anguillicaudatus (oriental weatherfish), 1707 nucleotides long. RefSeq names its product alpha-1-antiproteinase. The record is from RefSeq and is a predicted model, not a curated record. Lineage: Eukaryota; Metazoa; Chordata; Actinopteri; Cypriniformes; Cobitidae. Gene Ontology annotation, molecular function: serine-type endopeptidase inhibitor activity.
GAGUUUCAUUGAUUAUACCAAUUAUUGUUUACUCUGAGUAGUUAAUAAUUGCAUUAAGUAAACAGAGUAAAGGUUGUUUUCUGAUACAACUAAGGGCCAUGGGCUUUAUAGUUCAGGUCAGUUUGUGAAAAGUGAAGGCAGCUGUCUGGACAGGGCCUGAGUUAAUAAAUUAGCUCAACGAAAAGGAAUCAUGGAGAGGAACAUCAUAUAUUUGUGGAUUUGUGCUUUGGUAAUAGUUCAUCCGAUCGUCCAUGGAAACCAAGAGACUUCAGAAAGUCCUCUCAGUGAAAAACUUCCAUCAUUGUUAAAGAUGAACAAUGAUUUGGCUUUUGAUCUGUACAAGAGGCUUGUGGAAUUGCCCGAGUAUAAGUCCAAAAACAUCUUCUUCUCUCCAUUCAGCAUAGCCAUGGCCAUUUCUGAGCUGACUUUGGGUGCAGGUGGUGAUACCAAAAAUCAGAUUCUCAAUGGGAUUGGCCAUAACAGCACUUUCUUCAGUAAUAAGGAAAUGCACGAGUUGUUCCACAGUCUUUUGGAGGAAAUCGAUGAGAGGAAAGGGGUGGACAUCGAUGUGGGUACUGCUGUUUAUGCGAGCGAAGGAUUAAAGGUGAUUCCCGAGUUUUUCGAGAAGAUGAAGGACUUUUAUCACUCGGAUGGUUUUUCGGUGAAUUUCGGCGACAAGUCAACUGUCGAUAAAAUCAACACGUAUGUGAAGGAAAAAACGCAUGGCAAAAUAGAUAAAACUGUUGAAGAGCUGGAUACUAAUACUGUGAUGUUCCUUCUCACUUACAUCUAUUUUAAAGGAAAAUGGGACAUGCCAUUUAACCCAAGCAAGACCAGUGAGGGCAAAUUCCAUUUAGAUGACACCACCAGCGUUCCAGUUCAAAUGAUGCACCAAAGCGAUUUCCUCAAAUUUCAUUAUGACAUGGAUCUUUCUACCAAAGUCCUCUGUCUUGACUACAAUGACUCCUUCGCCAUGUUUUUGGCUGUCCCAGAUCAUGUUAAAAAUAAGACCAUCACUGAUCUGGAGAAUGCUGCCUCUACACAACAAAUCGAAAAAUGGAGGAAAUCAUUUUUCAAAAGAAAAAUUGACAUCUAUGUCCCAAAGUUGUCCCUCAAAUCAUCAUAUACUCUGAAUGAUGUUUUGAAGCAAAUGGGAAUGACUGAUAUGUUUUCAGGCAAAGCUGACUUCUCAGGAAUUUCAGAGGACAGGAUGAUGAUUUCAGAGGUUAUGCAUAAAGCCUCUCUGGAUAUGGAUGAAGAAGGAACAACAGCAGCAGCAGUGACAACAGUUGAAUUCAGCAGAAUGUCUCUUCCAGCGCAGGAUGUGAGAUUCGACCGUCCCUUCAUGGUUUUCAUCGUUGACCAAAAGAACGACAACAUCCUCUUUUUUGGAAAGGUUGUCAAUCCAACAGAUUAGAGUCAGCAAAUAUGUUAAAGGUCCACCUUUCUGAUGAGUUUAGAUCCAGCCCAAUCAGUGAAUCAAGCUCUUUGAAUUCAGUUGAAGAUUACGGCCAGGUGUGUUGGAGUAGGGUCUGACUACACCUUUGUAGAAAAGUGGACCACCAGGCUAAAUGAAUGAUCUGGAGAUUUAGUUGCAAGAUCUGAUAUCUGGAUUAGUUAGCGUAUACUUUUCUGGUGAUUAUUAUAUGUAGCGUAUUUGAAACGAUAUGUCGAAAAAAUAUUAAAAACUUUACACCACUGCUUAAA